Anarrhichthys ocellatus (wolf-eel) is the source of this 2473-nucleotide messenger RNA. RefSeq names its product EF-hand and coiled-coil domain containing 1 (gene efcc1). The record is from RefSeq and is a predicted model, not a curated record. The transcript is spliced from 8 exons. Bases 238 to 2139 code for a protein of 633 amino acids. NCBI's taxonomy places the organism in Eukaryota, Metazoa, Chordata, Actinopteri, Perciformes, Anarhichadidae. Gene Ontology annotation, molecular function: calcium ion binding.
UUUGGGAGGGCAGUCCUAAAUUCAAACGAGCUCCGCAUUUUCUUCUUUUAACGCACGCCUCGUUUCAGCUGCGCCACUCCGCUAUCGAGCUUCUGCCCGAGAGGAUGAGCACGAACACACACUCACACACACACACACACACACACACACACACACACACACACACACACGGGGCGACGCUAGAAGAAAGAAAGUAACCGCGUUGAGUUUGAGGAAAUAUGGUGUUUCUCGGUGGGAAUGAUGGACGCAGUAGACUCCAUUGAUCCGUACAGCCGACCUGCGCGCAGGACACAAUGGGUGGUCAGCACUCUGGCUUACCAUUACGGACUGGACCGGGGAGUGGAGAACGAGAUCAUAGUUCUGGCUACCGGCUUGGACCAGUACCUACAGGAGAUCUUCCAUCAUAUGGACUAUCAAGGCGGGGGAAAGAUCCCCGUCGAGGACUUCAACAUCUUGUGUGACGUCCUGGGACUGAACAAAGACUCGGAGGACACCGAAUGCACCGGCGUUCUGGACAACUUGCCCGGCGAGCUCACCUUCAGACACUUCCACGCCAAGCUGUGCGGCUACUUCAGCACCAAGGCGGGGCGCCAGUACGAGAACGGCCGGCUGCUGGUCGGGAAGGACAGCGAGCACAUAGAGACUCAGAUCCGCCUGCGGAGCCCCUUGAGGCGGCGGGGGAGGCUGCCGUCCGUGGGCGCGAGCGGCGACCCCUGCCCCUCCGCCGCCGCCGCGGGGGGGCGGCACGCCUCCGGCUGCAGGCUCGGGUCCUGCACCAAGGAGUGCUACGAGGAGAUAGUGGCGCUAGAGGAGGCCGAGGACCGGGUCGCGAAGCUGGAGGACGAGAACGCGAGUUUGCGCGAGCUCAUCGAGGACAUGCGCGCCGCACUUCAGAGCAGCGACGCCCGCUGUUUGGCUCUGCAGGUAGGACUAUGGAAAAGCCACUCCAAGCAUAAACCAGAGGAGGGCUGCCUCGCCGCCCACCAGAAACAAUCGGCCCAGAAGAGUUUGAGCAACCUGAAGAGCCUGCAGAGCAUCAUCCACGAGAUAGAGCUGCUGCGGAGCUCCAGAGACCUCCAGGUAGAGGAGGCCAUGCUGUGUAACGAGAGACUGGAGCAGGAGCUGUGGACCUCUAAAGAGACCGUGGUUGCCCUGGAGGACUGCAACCGAGCCCUGAAGAGGGAGCAGGUGGGCAUGAGGAGGAAGGUGGAGGAGGCCCGGCAGGCGCUGCUCAGCGGCCUGGGUAAGGUGAAGGAACUGGAGGCCAAGGCCAGCCAUGUGCCGAUGCUGCAGAGGCAUGUCCUCCAGCUGGAAUCAGAGCUCCUCUACUACAGGUCGGAGGUGUCAAAACUACAACUCCCAAGCAGCACCGGGGCGGAGCAGCCGCCUGGCGUUAGCAGCAGGCCGGGCCAGAGAUGUUGCUCGGACUCCCAUCACGACCGAUGUUCUCCGACGGGGCGUGCCGUGACGACGCCGGAUAAAAUGGAGGAGCAGCUGUUUCGUUCGGUGGAGGGCCAGGCGGCGUCUGACGAGGAAGACGAUAAGUGGACCGAAGAUCAGCAGCGGCAGGUGGACGAGGUGAAGAGGAUCUUGACGAGGCUGUCCUGCUGCGGGGAAAGGUGCGACGACAAGGCGUUCAAGAAGCUGAUGUCCAGUUAUGGGAGCUCGAGGAGCGAGGAGAGCUGCAGCGCUGUGUUGGAGCUCCUGGAGAGAGUGACCAGGUUGCAUAAGCAGCUGGAGCUGAAGGAGAGCCAUGCGGAGAUGGACAUGGACCAGAUGAAGGACUCUCUGGUGCAGGAGCUGCAUCAGAAGGCCGAGGAGACCGAGCUGCUUCAGAUGGAGCUGCAGAUGCUGGAGACAGAGAGGGUUCGUCUGUCGCUGGUGGAGGAGAAACUUGCCGACAUCCUGCAGCUCCUCCAGCAGCUCAGGGACCUGAACGUCUCGCGGCGGUCCCUCGGGAAAAUCUUGCUCAGCACUUUGGGGUCCUGCAGCGACCCACAACAUGGGAAAGCCCACAUUCUGGAGGUGCUCAACGCUCUCUAUCAUGAACUGGCCGCCUGCGAGAUCCUGUCCACUGGUGGACCUUUGGAGCGAACACAGAGUCAGCGGUCUGUCAACGCCCUCUUCAUCUCCUGCUAAUCAAGACCGCCUCCUGCUGGGCCAGCGACGCUCCAACAGCCUCUCUAGAGGUCAACAAACAAGCUGAUUAAUGUGUAUAGUGUAUUAUAUUGUAGCUUAUAUACUCCUCAGACCCGACUAUCUAUAAAGGGAUAUUAGUCUAGAAGUUGUAUAGCAAAGGGCUUUAUUACAUAUUAACGUAAUUCCUGCAUAGACAUGUAUUUUCAAGACCUUUUAAUUGCACUUAAGUCUUUUUAUACGGAAGCCCUGAGAGGGAAGUGAGAGAAUAAAAACGUACGUGAUCCAUUUCUUAAAUCUGAUCUAAAUUGUAUUCUCUCUUGUGUUCGUGACUUAU